AUGCAGACAAUUAAGUGCGUUGUUGUGGGUGAUGGUGCCGUUGGUAAAACGUGUCUCCUGAUAUCCUACACAACAAACAAAUUUCCAUCUGAGUAUGUACCGACUGUUUUUGACAACUAUGCUGUCACAGUUAUGAUUGGUGGAGAGCCAUAUACUCUUGGACUUUUUGAUACUGCAGGGCAAGAGGAUUAUGACAGAUUACGACCGCUGAGUUAUCCACAAACAGAUGUAUUUCUAGUCUGCUUUUCAGUGGUCUCUCCAUCCUCAUUCGAAAAUGUGAAAGAAAAGUGGGUGCCUGAGAUAACUCACCACUGUCCAAAGACUCCUUUCUUGCUUGUUGGGACCCAAAUUGAUCUCAGAGAUGACCCCUCUACCAUUGAGAAACUUGCUAAGAAUAAGCAGAAGCCUAUCACUCCAGAGACUGCUGAAAAACUGGCCCGUGACCUGAAGGCUGUCAAGUAUGUUGAGUGCUCCGCACUCACACAGAAAGGCCUAAAGAAUGUAUUUGAUGAAGCAAUAUUGGCUGCCCUGGAGCCUCCAGAACCGAAGAAGAGCCGCAGGUGUGUGCUGCUAUGA
Messenger RNA from Rangifer tarandus platyrhynchus (Svalbard reindeer), 576 nucleotides. Lineage: Eukaryota; Metazoa; Chordata; Mammalia; Artiodactyla; Cervidae. The record is from the annotation of a GenBank genome assembly.